This is a messenger RNA of Trichomonas vaginalis G3, 4995 nucleotides long. Its product is annotated as ribonuclease inhibitor domain-containing protein. The transcript has a single exon. The record is from RefSeq and is a predicted model, not a curated record. Bases 1 to 4995 code for a protein of 1664 amino acids. NCBI's taxonomy places the organism in Eukaryota, Parabasalia, Trichomonadida, Trichomonadidae.
AUGUCAAAUGAAGCAACUCUCUCCGCAAUAAAAAAAUUCACAAGCAAAUAUGAAGAAAUAUUGUUUUAUACAGAUGGAGAAAUCUUCACAACUAAGGAAAAAUACGUUCCUUGCACUGCUGUUGUUUCGACAUCAAUUAUUUACGUAUUUAAGUACCAUUUUGGCGGAAAAAUGAAUUUAAAGCAGAGAGUUUCCAUUCAUGAUCUUAAAGAAAUCAGGUAUUUAACAAGUUUAGCUCGUUUAUUUGUUACUGAAGACACCUCUUUCAAUAUUCAACUUGAAAAGAUCCAGGAGUUCGAAACAAGUAUCAUGGUUGCCAUGAACAAGUUUAAUUACUCUUCAAAUUGCCCAUUAAUAAUUCAAUUCACAGGAUAUCCCGAUGAACCACCGAAAGCACCUCAAUUACAACAGCGCCCAGAGAACUUAAUACUUUCCCGUUAUCAUACAUUAAUAACAAGGUUCACAGGACAGUCACAUUUAGCUUUAAAGAAUACUUACUUAUUCUUUGAGUCAACAUACCGCACAUCGAUCACUUUUGACGAUAAAAUUAGUGAUCCCGAGUAUACAGAGUACAUUUCGGUACCAAUUGCUCAUGAAUCUUUAUUACGCUAUUUAAACUUCAAUAACUUCGCAACAAAUGGCAUAAACUUCAUUCUUCGUGAUAUUAUAUACGGUACGAAGUCAAUUACAACGAUUACUUUGAGAAAUUACGCAUCAAAAUUAAAUCCAACGGUAAUUGAAUUCUCUAAGUCAUCAAAUCCAUCAAUUAUAGCAUGGACAUUCGAGAAUUGCUUCGAAAACGCUAACGAUUUCCUCGAAUUCUUUGAAUCUUUUUCUCAAUAUCAAGGAACUAUCCAAUGCCUUACAAUUCGUAAUGUAUCCCUUACUACUGGCGUUAUCAGAGCAUUUGGCAACUUAUUGAAGUCAUCACGAUGCUUUGUAGACAUGGAAUCCUUGAUUUUAGAUAACAUUUCAUGUGGAGCAUCGAAUGGUUUAGAAAUAUUCAAUACAAUCGACCAAGCGGCCAAGUUUCUCACAAAACUUACGAAUUUUUCAUGUUCUGGGUGGGAAUCUACGAUAGUUCAGCCCAGAAUCACUUUAGGAUCGCCUUACGAGAUCACUGCAUGCCAAGGAUUGCGUCACAUCGCAUUAACUCAUUCUUCAUUUGCAGAAAGUGAAGGAUUUUUGCAAUUUCCUCCAAAUCUUUGCGAAAUCGACGUAAGUUACUGCGUUUUCUCAUCGGCAUCACUAAUAGCGUUCAUAAGAUCAAUUAAAGAGUUCGGAAAGAACUUAACUGUCAAUUUAACUGCGAUUCAAAUGAAAACUACAGAAUGGCAAGCUUUUUAUCGCGAUUGCUCAACAUUGAUAGGCAUAAACAACAUCAUAGAACUUAAUUACAGCAGUAACCAGUUUCCUCAGGACUUUGAGAAGGUUUUUUGCCAAAUUUUUGUAACUCCAACACUUAAAUUCAUAAAUUUAUCAGACAUUUUCACUCCAGAGAGCAUAUCUAAGCUAUUCUACAUCAUUGAUCAGCUCGCACAGAUCGAUUUGUACGGAAUUACGAUUGAUGGAACUGAUCAACACAGAUUAGGAGAUUCUUUAGUAGAUUUAGUUCUCAAUCUGCGUAAAAUAAAGAGCUUAGAGUUCCUUGCUAUCUCAAACCACUUAGUUUCCGACCAAGCAACAGUAAAUCUUUAUAAACAUCUCCCUGCCCUCAAAAUGAUCCACGAAUUGACGGUAGAUGGUACAGAAAAUCUCGGAAGAGUCAAUUUCUUUGGUUUCUACAAGAGAAUUUGGAUGCCGAAGAAUAUUUUGUCAAUUGGAUUUCCAAUUAUCGACUACAAGCGUUUGUUUUCGAAGAAAGAGGCUAUCGUUCAAGAGUUUGGAUCAGAGAGGUGCCAAGCAUGGUGGGAAGUCAUGUUUUCGAAGCAAAAUGUCUCAAAUUCUUUCAUAAGAUCCGAAUUUUACAGAAGGAACUUGAAAUUUGUCGAAUUCGCAAAGUUCCUUGUUUCAUUCCCUAUUCCACUCCGCUUCCCAAGAGCCGACAACCACUUCUUCCACUUCAAUUGGCCUGAAUCCGCCAUGAAUCAAAAGUCACUUUUUGACGAAGAAUUUCUUGAAACAGACUCUUUCGUUACACGUCAAAUUGCAUCGAUGACGACUGUUUUCCAGCCUCCGAAAUUCGAAGGACCGUCGGAAAUCACGAUUCCUCUGAUUUUGAGAAGAUAUUUCGGAACAGAGCAAUUCAAUGUAAAGAGAAACAUCGUGGAGAUCAAAGAAGACCACUCCGAACUAAUCAGAGAGGACUUUAUCAAGUCUCAUUACGAUAUGAUCAACGUAAACAUGGCUUCUCUUCUAAUUGACGUCGACAGGAUCUGUGACAUGCUCGAACAACUUGCAGAAGAGGAAACAGACCUCACAUGUAAGGUAGAAGAUGAAAAACCGCCGGAAAUCAUCAAUCAAGCUGAAUUAAAUUUCUUCAGGAACGAACUUAGAGCUCUACAGAAGGACACAAUGUACGAUGAUUCGCUUCAAACUCGUACAAGACGUGGAACUUUCGUUAUUUCUCAUAAUCAAAUGGAAACUCAGAGUAAAAAGAUGGUUUCCAUCAAGAAUGUCACUAGACGAGAGAUGAAGAAGUCUAUGUCAAUUGCUUUGAAUGAAGAUUACGUCGCUUUGCUGAAUCAAAUUCAAAAAGAUGGCGUAAUCGUGAAAGAUUUGGAACAAAUGACAUUGGCAAGACUCAGAAACAUUGCUUACUACGAUAACAAGAUAGACAAGCAACAAGAUGAGUCCCUAACGAUGCCAAGACCUUAUCCUGUUUCAGAUUUCACUCUUGAUGAGUCAAUUCAAGCAGCUGUUGACGGGAAAAGAGUCCCUGAUUCAGAGAAUGACAAAUUCUCAAUGACACUGGACGAAGUUCAGACAGAAAACAAGUUUGCGGAAGAUGAUCUCGAAAUUCAGGCCAAAGCUUUCUCUGUUGAGGCCAAAUCGAAGAAUAUUUUCUUCCAGCGCAAGGGAUCUUUCAUCCUUCCGCCGAUGAAUCCAAUGGAAGACUCAAAUUUGAUGUCAUCUCCACUGAUAAUGCCAACAAUCGAUGGACAAAGUCCAAAUGGAAGCGUCUCUACCUUCGAAUUGCCCGAAUCUCCUCCGGAAUCACCAGAAAAAGAACAAAGAUCUCCAAUUUUCAUUAUAAAGCCAACAAUUCCAAGCAGUACGCCCGUACAAACGAAUUUUCCAGAGAACCAGCCAGUUCUUCCACCUCCAAUUCCAAUUUCGACAAAAAUACCAAACAAUCAAAGUCCGAAUCCGCCUCAAAUUCGGCCACCUCCUGUUAUUUCUUUCGCUCCUCCAAAUAUUCCACCUAUUAUUCGUCCAAAAGUUGCUAAUUCCGAAUCAGAUGAUAACAGUGAGGACUUUUCCAUGCCUCCGAUCGGCCAAAAUACUCCUCCUCUUGUUACUCCACCCCAUAUCAACAUUCCUGUCAUUAAUCCUAUCUCUAUUCCUCCUCCAAAGAUACCAGAACAGAAACCAAUUAGUUCACAGUCAUCGGAAGACGAAGGAGACUUCUCAAUGCCACAAAUUGUGUCCUCUCCUACAAAAAUUGUCAUUCCUCCGCCACCUCCUCCAUCAAAUCCAGAAAAUCCAAAUUCAAUUAACGCUUUUGACCGACCAGACUUCGUUCUACCACCUAAUCUAUCAAGUAGUUUCAAUGUAUCUGAUCAGGGCUACCAACAACCAUCUCCUCCAGUUAUUAAACCAAAUCAAGUUCCGACGAAGGUGGUGGACAGUUUGGCACCGACUGUUCCUCACUCAUCACAGCCGGUUAAACCAAUUUUCAUCCCACCAAAUAUUUCUCCACCUCAAUAUCAAAAUAAUUCUGGCCAAAAUUCUCCAAAACCUCCAACCAUUACUCCCCCACCUGUGAUAACACCACCAAUUGUUCCACAGAACCAGCCGUUGGAUUCUUUGAUGCCUGGACCUGCAUUAAAAACUCCUGUCAUCAUCCCUCAGUCGAAAUCUCCUCCUCCUGUUAUUUCUCCACCAUCUCCAACUAAACCAUUGGAUUCUCUGAUGCCAGGAGUCGUAAUUCCACCGAAAUUACCUGUAAUUGUGCCUCCGCCACCUCAAAAACAGCCAGAUGAUGAAAGCCCAUACGAAUUACCACCAAGUUUGGCAAGCAACUUAGAUAUCAAGGAUAAAUAUGUUCCAAAUAUUCAAAAUCUGAAUUUACCACCUCCAGAACCAGUUGCGCCUGUUAUAAUUCCUCGUAAAAUGGAAUCAACUGAAUAUUCUUCAUCGUAUUAUUCUGAUUAUUCUGAUUCUGGACCAAUUGAGAUGCCAAAUCUUCCUCCACCACUAAAAGAGUCACUUAGCAAAGAUAGUAUUCCUAUUCCACCUCCAACUGAAGAGCCUCCAGCCGUUAUUUCUCCUCCAAAUGAAGAAAAAGAGCUGACAACUGAAAUUCCUCUUCCUCCUCCAAUAGAAGAGUUACCUCAAUCGAAAUCUGGCGAAUACUACUCUAGUUAUUACUCAGAAACAACUCAAGAAGAUGAGGGAAACAACGAAGACUUGUAUGAAUCGAAAUUGUCUUUCCUUCCUGGAGUUUCUCAGCCACUAAUUGAAGAAGUAGAGAAUCCGAAACCGAAAAAAGAAGAAAAGAAGAUCUCACCUCCAAAUCCGAGAUUAUUCGACUCGUUAAUGCCACAAACUCCUCCUCACAUCGACCAGAAACCAUUCCAAAGACCUGUUUCUGUUUCUCCUACGCCGCCUACAAUUGUCUCUCCUCCAUCUAUUUCUCCACCUGUCAUUGUUCCUCCGACCAUUCCAACUGUUGGAGUGCGACCUGUCGUAGUUCCUCCAUCGAUUGCAAAACCGAACAUUCCACAACCAUUUGUGCCUCCUGUCAUCAACAAACCAAACAUACCUUCGCCUUCUGUGCCUCAGCUUAACUCAGAGAGAUUCUCUGUGCCAACAAUACCUAAGAAAGAUUAG